Molecule: messenger RNA, 1107 nt
Organism: Nicrophorus vespilloides
Lineage: Eukaryota; Metazoa; Arthropoda; Insecta; Coleoptera; Silphidae
Gene: Atg5
Product: autophagy protein 5
Exons: 5
Coding region: 122-925 (267 amino acids)
Biological process (GO): autophagosome assembly; autophagy of mitochondrion; cellular response to nitrogen starvation
Cellular component (GO): phagophore assembly site membrane; Atg12-Atg5-Atg16 complex; cytoplasm
Source: RefSeq, a predicted model, not a curated record
UCGAUCUGUCAGAUUUUUGUUUAGGGUAAACCACUGAAUGGCAUUUGGACUGUUUUAACCUAAACGUUUAUUAUCCCUUGGAUUUCGCAGAGAAAUAAAUGUUUUUUGAGCGUCGUCCGAGAUGGCAAACGACAGGGAAAUCUUGAGGGAGAUUUGGGAAGGUAAAAUACCGGUUCGAUUUACCCUGUAUCCGGACGAGGUGUACGAACUGCAGCAACCAGAUGAGUUCUACUUGAUGGUGCCCAGACUGAGCUAUUUUCCAUUAGUUAUCGAUAAGGUCAAAAAGCAUUUCAUUAGGUAUGUGAGCAAUGAUAAGAAUGAUCAGGAGAUGUGGCUGGAGUAUGAUGGGCAACCAGUCAAGUGGCACUUCCCCAUUGGUCUUCUCUUCGAUCUCCUGGUUGGUACAGGUCCAGAUUUAGGGUUGCCCUGGCACAUUGUUGUACACUUUGAGAAAUUCCCAGAGACACAAAUCUUUCGUCUCAACAGCAAAGAUCUGGUGGAGGCACAUUUCAUGGCUUGCCUGAAAGAAGCUGAUGUUCUCAAGCAUAGAGGCCAAAUAGUCAGUAGCAUGCAGAAGAAGGAUCACAAUCAGUUGUGGUCAGGGUUGCAGAAUGAUAAGUUUGAUCAGUUCUGGGCUGUGAACAGGAAGCUGAUGGAGGUGUCAGGUGAAGUUGAUCAUUUUAAAUACAUUCCAUUCAGAAUAUACGAUAUAGAAGGUUUCUAUAAGCAGAAGCUUGUGAAACCUGUAUCUGAUGAGGGCCAAAGGAAAACGCUAAACGACUUGCUGAUGGAAAUGUAUCCGAAGAGGGCGACGUCGGUCAAAGUUCUCACGCACGGCAUGUUCCCGCCCCUGAACACGCCCCUCCAAUGGAUGUCCGAACAUCUCAGCUAUCCCGACAACUUUCUUCAUCUGUGUCUAGUCUGAGUCUCAAAAUCUCUAUCCGAAGGAACACGAAUGCGACUUUUGUUUUAAAUGGAUUUUAAACGUUGAGCUUAAAGUAUUAAGUGUAAAAAUUCUCCUACAUACUAAGGUGUCCACUAUUAUUGUUAUUUUUAUUUUUUGUUAUUAUUUUUCGAUUUUAACCCGAACAAAUUUUGAAGAAUAAG